Messenger RNA from Solanum lycopersicum (tomato), 1314 nucleotides. Its product is annotated as dehydration-responsive element-binding protein 1E-like. The record is from RefSeq and is a predicted model, not a curated record. NCBI's taxonomy places the organism in Eukaryota, Viridiplantae, Streptophyta, Magnoliopsida, Solanales, Solanaceae. Gene Ontology annotation, biological process: regulation of DNA-templated transcription. Gene Ontology annotation, molecular function: DNA-binding transcription factor activity; DNA binding.
CUUAUUCUUGUUUCAAAAAUUAUUUGACAUAGUCAAGAAGGCCCCACAUUUUCUCUCCUGUUACUUUCACAUGCAUUUCCUAUAGAUACGUGUUCCUUAUUUAGUUCCCCUCUCUUUAUAAUCCAAAAUCUAUAUAAGAAACACUUUACUAUUUACAACAUACAACGUACAAACCAAUAAUAUUUCGAUAGAUUCAAUUAAUCGAAAUUCAGAAGCUGAAAUUUUAAUAACAAUGAAUAACUCGAGUAAUUCGUGUUCUUCGAUACCUUCAGAUGAAGGAAGUAUUAUAUUAGAAUCGUCUAACAAGUCGAAGAAGCGAGCGGCCGGGAGGAAAAAGUUCAAAGAAACACGUCACCCGGUGUUUCGAGGAGUGAGAAAGAGAGACAAUGACAAGUGGGUUUGCGAAAUUCGCGAACCCACUAAACAAAAGCGAAUAUGGUUAGGUACGUACCUAACCGCGGAAAUGGCUGCACGUGCUCAUGACGUAGCUGCAUUAGCGCUUAAAGGAGAAUUAGCCAAGCUGAAUUUUGCGGACUCGGCUUGGCGUUUACAAGUUCCGGUGUCUAAGGACCCGAAAGAGUUACGCCAAGCGGCUGCUAGAGCCGUCGAGGCGUUCGAGAACGUGAGGGAAGUAGCACCACAAGAGAAUAAUAUCGUAGUAGAUUGUAAUAUGAUGGUCGAUGAAAAUAAUAACAGUAACUCAUGUGGGAUAGAGGAAUGGGUUGCAAAUAUGGAAGAGGAAAGUUUGUUUUCACCAAAUCCAUGUUUAUUUGGGAGUCAUUUCAAUUGGGAUGAUCAUGUGGAAAGUGAUGUUGAGGUGUCCUUGUGGAAUUAUACUAUUUGAUCUCACAUGCAAUUAGGAGCGGAGCUACAAUGUCAUACGUAGUUUAAUUGAACCUAUAAUAAUAGAUGGUUUAGUGGUAUGCGUGUGGUGUGGCUUAUACAAAGUCGUUAUGAUCUAGCUUAAAAUUCAAAACUUGCAAUAUUGAAAACUCACAAACCAUUAGCAAGUUGUUUUAAGCAUGAUAUAAUAAAAACACAUAAUAAUAUAUAUAUAUAUAUAUAUAUAUAUAUAUAUAUAUAUGUGAAUGACUUUCUAAUGUAUAAUCUCGAUAUUUCACUUAGCCACACAUUUUUAAUAGUAAGGCUAUUUUAGGAGACCAUUUAUAUAUUACGUCUAUUAAAAAUACUGAUAUUAUCAAAAAGACAUGAGGAAUAUAUUCUAGUAGUUAGGUUGUUAGAUUCCAUCAGUUUAUGACAUCAAAGGCUCUAUAUUAUCUAUAUUGUGAAUCUCCUAAUAAAAGUAUAUAAUUU